Lathyrus oleraceus (garden pea) is the source of this 720-nucleotide messenger RNA. RefSeq names its product putative pentatricopeptide repeat-containing protein At5g08490. The record is from RefSeq and is a predicted model, not a curated record. The transcript has 2 exons. Lineage: Eukaryota; Viridiplantae; Streptophyta; Magnoliopsida; Fabales; Fabaceae. Gene Ontology annotation, biological process: RNA modification. The coding region runs from base 1 to 720 and encodes 239 amino acids. Gene Ontology annotation, molecular function: RNA binding; protein binding.
AUGAUAUCUAGGAAAGAUUUGAUUUCAUGGGAUUCUAUUUUGGAUGCCUUUGGAGAGAAGAGGCAUCAUUCAAGAUUUAUCAGCCUGUUACAUUUGAUGCUUAGAAUAGGAAUUAGACCCGAUUACGUUACAAUAUUAACUAUAAUCCAUUUUUGUGCUUCUCUUUUGAGAGUUGAAAAGGUGAUAGAAAUACACGGAUAUUCAAUUAGUACUGAAUCUUUAUUUAGUGCUACUGCACCAACGGUUGGGAAUGCAAUACUUGAUGCAUAUUCCAAGUGUGGUAACAUUGAGUAUACAAAUAAAAUAUUUCAGAAUCUAUCAGGGAAAAGGAAUCUGGUCACUCAUGCCGGACGCAUAGAUGAAGGACUGAGGAUAUUUGACUCCAUAGAGAAAAUCCAUGCUAUGAAACCAACUAUGGAACAGUGUGCUUGUGUGGUGGAUCUCCUAGCACGAGGUGGCCGCGUUAGUGAAGCAUAUUCUUUUGUGACCAAGAUGACAAUUGAAGCUAAUGCAUAUACAAGCGGGACAAAGUUUGAAUCGUCACAAAAGAUGAGUAUAACUCCAGCUUCAAAGGAAAUCGUUGGUUCGUCUGCAAGGCUGCUAAAUAGUUUAGUGUCACCAAGAUUUUACCAGCACUACAAACAUAAUGAAGAACAGUUUUGGAAGAUACAACAAAAUUACACUCCCUUUUCCACCAUUGAUGUGGGGUUUGUGCCAUGA